UCUUUUCUGUGUUUUGAAGCGUUUCUGGGAGCAGUUAGUGUCAAAUAUUAUAUCAUUAUUAACUUCUCCUUUUUAUUGGAGUGAUUGAUUGACUAUGUGUUGCUUUCUGCUGUUUUUCUGUCAGUUUGUGGUUUUCAAGCGAGUUUAAAGAGCUUCCGGUUCUGAAUUAUAAACACAUUCGAUGUUAUUAUGAAUCUUAUUUGAAACCAAAUGUUCCGCGUCGUUUGAAGGUUUUUAUUCCUUUUUAUUUCUUCUCUGUCAAUAAAGAGCCAAACGGUCAGUAUUUCCUCUCCGGGCUUCCUUCUGUGUCUGAUACUGUCAUUGAUUAGUGUAUAAAGUCCUGUCUGACGUCACAUCUGUGCCGCUCCUCGCUGAUCAAAGAUAAACAACAGAAAUGAAAAACUCUCCUCUUCUGUCCGGGGGGAGAAAAUCCUGAUCGGAUUGAGGGGAAAUUGGUGGCAAUGAAUCCUCCGGGAUUGAGGAGAAACUCCCCCAGCUGCAGCUCUCACUUGUGAUUGGCUGUCGCUGUGAUCCCCGGAGAGCGGAGUCAGAUAAAGGACUGUCCCGCUCUGUCCAUCAUCAUCUUCAUCCUCCUCAUCACCCUCACUUGAGAAGAACAGCUGAUGAGCAGCAUGACGGGCCGGGAGGAAAUCAGCGAGGAGAAGCCCAAAGUCAAGAUGUUAUCUCCGGGCUUCGGGAUCGAUAAGUCCCGACUGCACGGCUCCGGGUUCCGGUCUAAAGGCUUCGCCAUCACCGACCUGCUUGGCCUGGAGUCGGACCUGCAGGCGCGGCAGCAGCCCGGUGGCCCCCCGGGGCCUCCCUCCGGCCCCGGCGCGGAGCCGCAGGGAGCCGGCGGCGGCGGCGGGCUGGGCGGCUUCUCCUUCCAGGGAGGGUCGCUGCCGCUCGGCCUCGGCUUCCUGUGCAGCCUGGCGGCGCAGCAGCCCGCCGGAGCUCCGUGCUUCCUGCCGGGACACCUGCCGCUGCUGCAGGCGCGCGCAGACAGCACCUACCUGCACAACCUGGAGGCCCAGAGGGACGCUUACUCCGAUGAAGAGUGUCUGUCUGACCGCAACGACUCCAAAAGUUCCGGAAACUCUCAGAAGAGAAAGAAAAGGAGACACAGGACGGUGUUCACGUCCCACCAGCUGGAGGAGCUGGAGAAAGCUUUCCAUGAAGCUCAUUAUCCCGACGUUUACGCCCGAGAGAUGCUGGCCAUGAAGACAGAGCUGCCCGAGGACAGAAUACAGGUCUGGUUCCAGAACCGGCGGGCGAAGUGGCGAAAGCGUGAGAAAUGUUGGGGUCGCAGCAGCGUCAUGGCGGAGUACGGCCUGUACGGGGCGAUGGUGCGACACUCAAUCCCGCUGCCCGAGUCCAUCCUCAACUCCGCCAAGAACGGCAUGAUGGGAUCCUGCGCCCCCUGGCUGCUCGGUGAGCCGCAUGCACGAAUGCACAAGAAGUCUCUGGAAAUGUCCAAAAAGUGUUCCAGCCCUCCGCCGUCCGACUCGAUUCGCUCCGACUCUUUCUGCGACGCCUCGGAGAGGCGGGGCAGUGGCGGCGAGGCCCGGGAGGCGGACCGUGAGGUCAGGGAGGAGGAGGAGCUGCUGAAUGAGGAGGAGGAGGAGAUGGAGGAGGAGGAGGAGGUGGCCAUCGACCUGUCCAGCUCCUCCAAACAGCAGCAGCAGCAGCAGCAGCAGCAGGAGGAGGGCGGCGGCUCGCUAAGGUCCGCCUCCUCGCCGCGGCGGCAGAACAGCAGCGAAUCAGAUGAACACAGCUGAAGGCCGGAGGAGGAAACGCCAUGCUAACAUGCAAACAUGCUAACAACAUGAACUGAGCGGCGGUGCAGCCGUCAGACCUGACAGACCUGAUGAUGUCACUGUCUGUGUUUAUUAUCGUAUCGUACUGAGAAUAUGUUUUAUAUCCUUGUUGUUUUUUUGGGAAUAUAAGAGACUAUUUAAUGUUUCCUUCCUGUUGGUUUCUGUGUGUUUUAUAGUUCGACUGUCUGACUGAAGCUCUGUGGAUGAAUGAAUGUAAUUCAAAUGUAAU
Molecule: messenger RNA, 2043 nt
Organism: Thunnus maccoyii (southern bluefin tuna)
Lineage: Eukaryota; Metazoa; Chordata; Actinopteri; Scombriformes; Scombridae
Gene: vsx1
Product: visual system homeobox 1 homolog, chx10-like
Exons: 5
Coding region: 624-1775 (383 amino acids)
Biological process (GO): regulation of DNA-templated transcription
Cellular component (GO): nucleus
Molecular function (GO): DNA-binding transcription factor activity, RNA polymerase II-specific; transcription cis-regulatory region binding
Source: RefSeq, a predicted model, not a curated record